Messenger RNA from Symbiodinium natans, 624 nucleotides. NCBI's taxonomy places the organism in Eukaryota, Dinophyceae, Suessiales, Symbiodiniaceae. The record is from the annotation of a GenBank genome assembly.
AUGAGCUCGGUGGAUGACUUGUGCAUCAACGUCAAUGAAGUCGGUGACCGGGGGCUUUGCGCACUGGCAAGCGCAUGCAUGCUGCUGCCCUUCAGCCACUUGACAGACUUCUUUGCCAUAGACAAUCACUUUGGCGACGCGGGCCUUGCUGCCUUCUCUGCUGCGGCACGGAGUGGCGGCCUUCCCACUCUACGUCGGUUGUGCUUAUACUGCAACAGCAUCGGCGAUGACGGUAUCAGUGCGCUGGCCGAGGCCAUCCAGGAGAAGGCUUUUGCGCCGGGAGGCCUCACCAACCUUCUCGUGAUGGACAAUGAUAUCUCAGAUGAAGGUAUCCGAAGUUUCGAGCGGCCGUUCGAGAGCGGGCGGCUCAAUGAGAUGGAGGAGCUCGGAGUUGGGAUGCGUGUGAGUGAUGAAGGCUUUCAGCUGCUGAUAGACGCUGCUGCUGGCGGUCAGCUUCCAAACCUUUCGGAGUUGCACCUUCAGAACAACAUAGCCAUCCGUGGUAAGCCCUUGCAGCAGCUGAUAGCUGCGAUUCAGAAAGGCGACGUGCCCCGCGCCCUGGCCGUAGAAUGCAGUCAAGCUCGUCAUCACUUUCAAAUCAUUUGGGAUGAGCUGCGGGUUUAG